This is a messenger RNA of [Torrubiella] hemipterigena, 2607 nucleotides long. Lineage: Eukaryota; Fungi; Ascomycota; Sordariomycetes; Hypocreales; Clavicipitaceae. The record is from the annotation of a GenBank genome assembly.
AUGAAAACCCAAUCCAGCGUGUUAUCUUUGCUGGGUGCUGCUUCGGCAGCAGCUGCAUUUGAUGCUGCACCAAACUUGAUAGACGGCGGUCCCAAGGCCAUUCCGGGAGCCUUCAUCUACGAGUUUGAAGACGGCUACACUACCGAUAGCUUUAUAUCCACAUUCUCAGGCAAUGUCAACGUUCGACAGUCCUUUGACUACCCUUUCUUCAAUGGUGUAUCCAUCCAACUGGAAAAUAACGGCACCAAGCCCGAAGAGAUCGCCAUUCGAGCUGCCUCCGGCUCGCGUAUUAAGAACAUGUGGCCCGUCUACGAAUAUCCCCGCCCCGAAUUCAAUGUCGAUGUUAUGGAUGCCGAUUCAAAGAACCCUAUGUCAAAGCGCGACGACAAAGAUAAGCCAUUUGCCCCUCAUGUCAUGAUGCAGGUUGACAAGAUGCGCGCCAAGGGCCACAUGGGUAAGGGUGUCAAGAUUGCUGUCAUUGACAGUGGUGUUGAUUACAAGCAUCCGGCUCUAGGUGGCUGCUUCGGUAAAGACUGCCUCAUAUCCUUUGGCUACGACCUCGUUGGCGAUGAUUACGGUGGCGGCAAGCCUCCCAAGCCCGAUGACGACCCCAUGGACUGUGGUGGCCACGGAACCCACGUCACUGGUAUUAUUGCUGCCCAGAAGAAUCCUCUUGGAUUCACUGGUGUUGCGCCCAAGGCCACCAUGGGCCACUACCGUGUCUUUGGUUGUCAGGGAGGAACGGGUGGCGACAUCCUGAUGAAGGCGGCGGCUAUGGCUGCUGAGUCUGGUGCCAACAUCAUCACCGCGUCCCUUGGUGCCUCUGGUGGCUGGACCCGCGAUGGUUGGAGUGAGCUUCUGUCUAGGCUCGCCAAGAAGGGAAUAAUUUCUGCCGUUGCUGCCGGCAACAGUGGUGGCGCUGGCGCUCUAUAUCCCUCUCACACUGCCAACGGUGCCAAUGUCUUCUCUAUUGCAUCUUACGACAGCACGGAGACUACAAGCAUUUUAUUUGCCUCUGAGUAUACCACUGAGGGCAGCGACAAAGUCAAAUUUGGCUAUGCUGCUGGUGACCCUAAGGACUGGAAGAACAUGACUCUUCCCCUCUGGACAGGCAACUUUGAUAUCAAGAAGCCCGACGAUGGCUGUGCACCAUACCCCGAGAACACACCUGACCUGUCUGGCCAUGCCGUCCUUAUCCGCCGCGGUACCUGCCCCUUUGUCGACAAGGCCAAGAAUGCAGCAGCCAAGGGCGCCAAGUACAUCAUUUUGUAUAACAACGCCCCUGGUGCCUUUGGCGUUGGCGUCAGAGAAGCAAAGGAGAUCAAGGCGGCGGCCAUGGUCACCCCCGAAGUUGGAGAGGCCUGGGUCAAGUCUCUUGAAGGAAAGAAGAAGAUUACAGUCACAAUGGCUCAGCCAGAUACCGCCGAGCGCAUCGUCUCUGUUGACAAGAACCUCGUUACUGGCGGUGCUCUUAGUGGUUUCACAUCGUGGGGUCCUACGCUCGAGAUGAACGUCAAGCCCCAGUUCGGCGGACCCGGGGGUAACAUUCUUUCCACUUUGCCUCUCAAGAUUGGCGGCUACGGUGUUGCCUCUGGUACUUCCAUGUCUACGCCCAUGCUUGCCGGUGUUGUUGCGCUCAUCCAAGAAGCCCGCGGAGGCAAGGUUGACCCAAUUGCCAUGCGUAACAUGCUCUCCGGAACUGCUCACCCUCAACUGUUUAACCCCGGCACUGGAUUUGAGAAGAUGCUGGCUCCAGUUGCUCAACAGGGUGCUGGUUUGGUGCAGGCUUGGGAUGCCGCCUACUCUAAGACGGUCUUGGAACCUUCAUCGCUCAGCUUCAACGAUACCACCAACAUGCCCAAGGAUCUUGAAUUUAAGAUUGUCAACAACGGCGAGGAGGCUGUUGAGUACACUGUCUCGCACAACCCCGCUGCAUCUGUUUACAUCCUUGACAAGGAGGCCAAGUGGCCGUCGCCGUUCCCCAACGACCGUAUCAAGUCUUCGAUUUCGCUCAACUUUGACCUUCUUACAAUCAAGGUUGAACCUGGCAAGGCCGCACCCAUUAAGGUUUCUCUAGAAGAUGCCAUGGGCCUGCAAGCCAGGAGGAUGCCUUUCCACUCCGGCUGGGUCACUGUCAACGGUACAGACGGCUCAGCACUCUCCCUGCCUUACCAGUACAUGGGCGUUGCGAUGAACACCAUCCCUACGCUACCUGAGGGCAGCAGCUGGGUUGCCAACUCGACAGACCGUGAGUUCAAGCCUCUUCCCAAGGGCAGCAAGUUCUUGUUGCCCAAGCCCGGCACGGCAAAGCCCGCCGACGGCAUUCCUACACUCCUUGCCAGACUUGCAUUGGGAUCGCCCAUGAUGAAGGUCACCCUGGAGUCCGCAAAGGAUGAUAAGACCGUUGCCGAUUUCCUCUCUCUCGACUAUCUUACCCGUGGUACAGUUGGUUUCUACUGGGAUGGUGCCUUGGGCGGCGACAAGUGGGCACCUAAGGGAGACUACCGUGUGACUUUCAAGGCUCUUCGUAUUAACGGCGACAAGGAUAAGACUGAGCAGUGGGAUGUUAGCAAGACUGUCGACUUUUCCAUUGACUAUAAGGCGUAG